Messenger RNA from Fraxinus pennsylvanica, 702 nucleotides. NCBI's taxonomy places the organism in Eukaryota, Viridiplantae, Streptophyta, Magnoliopsida, Lamiales, Oleaceae. The record is from the annotation of a GenBank genome assembly.
AUGGCUUUCGAGCCCUACCCUGCUGGAAGUGUUACCGUUCUCCGGACAAAGGGACCGAAUGGGAGGGUCGGUGUCACCGCUUUCUCACCAGGUGUAGCAACAUUUUAUGCAGGCCCUGGUGGAGGUGCAGGUGGAAGUGGAGGAGCUUGUGGAGUUGAAGAUGAUGGAUCAAAGGCUCCAUAUUAUGGCUUGACUGCUGCGGGAAACAAUAAUUUAUUUAAAUCAGGAGCAGGCUGCGGGACUUGCUAUAUGGUGAGAUGUACAAAAAAUGCAGCAUGCUCAGGAAUUCCCGUUACUGUAACAAUCACAAAUGAGUGUCCCGGAACAUGCAACAAUGAGGCAAUUCACUUCGAUCUAAGUUACAAAGCUUUCGAACUCUUGGCAAAACCUGGCCUCGGUUUUAGGCUUGCCAAAGGGACGAACAAAGACUAUAUAGCCUUUGCUCCUGAGUUUAUAAAUGGAGACGGUGAUCUUGCUGCAGUUGACCUAAUUGUUUCGAGAAACAAUAAAGUGCUUCAUAUGAAACGAUCAUUUGGUGAAAUGUGGGAGACUGGAUUCCUCCCAUAUACUAAUGUUGGCCCAUACUCUGUGAGGCUGACUACUAUAGAGUCCAGAAAAACAAUUGUGGCCAGAAAUGUGAUUCCAGUUGAUUGGGUUAAAUAUCCUGCUGGCACAAUAUUUAGAUCAAGAGUCAAUUUUUGA